AGAUUGGGUCUUUCAGAGGAUGAAAGAAGUCGGCUUUUUGCUGUUGCUUUCCUUGGUGUAUCAGCCCAAAUGCGUAAGUUGUAACUUCCUUUCUAUGUGUGACUGUUAACUUUCAGAACUGACAAUGAAACCUGCUUAGCAGGCAUUCCUACUGAAGAAAAACCUGACUGAAGAUUCUGCCUUAAUCCUCCAUACAGAAGUGCUUUCAUUGGCUCUUUUAUAAUUUUUGAACUUUUUGGUAAUUUACGCGUCAUAUAAAUUAUUAACCGCUUCCCUCCCCUCGCAUUGUACCAUUUUCAGUUCCAAUUAUUUGUUUCGGCCGUAGAUCGAAUGAUCCAUUAAUCCUCAACCCCUUUUAUGAUAAAAUAAAGGCUAAAAGUGCUAAUUUUAACGUGUUUUUGCUUAACGCAGUUGGGCUUAAGAAAACGAGAACACUGGCACAAUUCCAAAAAAACUGAAGUAUAGAAUGUGCGAAAAUUCUUUGACUGGCUCCAUAACAAAAAAAAACAAACUCCAAAAAAUCAGAGAGCUUACAAAUGUCACUGUCACACAAGUGUUAGUAUUUUCGUGCUUCCCUUGGUAGCUAGCUUAGUUAGCUUUGACGCAUGCGCGAUCAAGCAAGAGGCAAAGGGUUUAGUGACUGACACCCCGCAUUUCACAAAGAAAACGUCAAACACAUGACUUAAACGCAAUGUCGCUACCAAAAUGUCAUACCUCAAACAACGCACAAUUACAGACUAGGCGAACAAAUAAAGUCAGUAAAACUCGCAGAUUUCUCUGUCCAAAUAACAGUUUCAUUAUUUCGAAAAAGACACCCGCUGCUUCUAACAAAUUUCUCUACUUCGUUAGUGACUGUCCAAUUACAAUUUUAUUAUUCUGAAAAAGGCAAAUGCCUGCUUUCCAACAUCGCGCAGGUUGAAAGUUGCAGUGCGAACCAACAGAUUUUUUAAAAGUUGAAGGUUAACUGAAUAAUUCUCUGCAAACUCCUUUGUUCUAGUUUGUCGUAGGAGGAGAAGUGGUCUCCUUUCAAACUGGAAAGUUUAACAUGUCAGAUAGCUUUCAAGACUGGAGCUGCAGCAGCGCAUGUUCACCACCUCAACACUGUAAUUUACCACGCUGCACAAAAAUUCCAUUCUUCGAAACAUUUAGCGCAUCAGAAAAGGUCAGUUAACUUUUCUUGACCAGAUGCUAUAAAAUACAACAAGAAACACGUAAGUGUUAAACGUGAUAUGUCAAUGAAGACCAUAACAUUACAACAUUAAAAGGAGCGGACAAAGUAUGAAUCGCAACCUAAAUUUAGUUAAUUACGCAAACAAAAGCACCCUCCAUCUUUUGCAUAUUUUAUUACCAUUAUUAUUAUUACUAUUAUUAUUAUUAUUAUUAUUUUAUUAUUAUUAUUAUUAUUAUUAUUACUAUUAAUUGAAACUUUCUUUUGAGGUUCGUGUACACGUGUCGCUGAGUCAUGGAAGGAAUUUUUCACGUGUUCGCUCACCUGCUGCAUUGUGGGUUCAUUCUGUCAGUACACGUGGAUUUGAGGUAUGCGCACGUGAGGCAGGUAAUGGAUCAAAUGGAACUGGAAUCAUAAAUUGGAUGGCUUUCCAAGAUCAACCACAAGUUACAUCUGGCAGCAUAGCGUUUGGUGGAAUGUGGACAACGGAAACCAAGUGCGACAAAGUGACGUUUAAAAAGGUUAGUGUUAGAAGCACAAGAAAAAGCGCGGAAAAUAGAUUAUACUUUUUCAUUUUUGCUAUUCACUACUAGGUCAUCUAUGUUGCAAUCCAGUUGAGCCUGUGUCUCUGUUCAACAUUUGUGAUGUCCUAGCGACUAUAAUGUUUGCCUUUUAUCUUACGCCUAUGUGGAUUUAUUCAUUCCUCAGUACAUGUGUGUAUGAUUGAUUCUAUUGAGUUCGCGAGACCGAUAAAUCAAACAAAAGAAACGUUUGUCCUAUGAUUUUCCCUUUGAUAUACUGACAAAGAUUUUAAAAAUUCCAGAACUUUGCUGCGAGGCCCUUUGUUUUUGUCUCGGCGAAGUACACUCGAGCUACAAAACCCAGUGAUGCAGUGUAUGUUUGGUUAGAGAACGUCAGUUCCAGAAGCUUUGAGGUGUGCAUCAAGGAAUUCUUACCAUUUGAUGGAAAACACCAAGAUACAGUAGUGGUGGGUAUGCCUGUUUGCUUUUCAAUUGUUCCAUGGCUCGCAUAGCUAGAUUUUACUGACGAAAAGUAAGAGCACAUGACUAUCAUUGUCGUCAUUAUUAGCACCUUAUUCAUUAUCAUUAUCAUUAUCAUCAUAAUCAUCAUCACGAUCACCACUAUCAUCAAUAUCAUUAAAAUGUAUCAUUGUUAUCGUCAUCUUUAUCAUUAGUCUUAUGUAGCAUCACUAUUGUUAUUAUCGUUAUUAUCAUUAUUACCUUAAGGACUGACAUCAUCACCAUCACCAUCAACGACUCUCCAGUUCUCUGGUGUUUUUCUGGGUCUUUCAAAGCCAUGUCUCAGCAGCUUCCCGCAGAUUAGAGAUACAACACUUUCGAUCCGCUAGAUAUGAGCAGUACCAAGGAUGGCUGACAACUAUACCUUCCAAAUAUGCAAGGCAGACUAAACCUCCCAUACCAGUCAUUUGCAUUCUUCGAGAUAGUUCCAAGUGCACCAAUCGCGAUGGGUAUUACUACCACUAGCCUCUUUGGAUUCUUUUAAUUUAAAUUUGAGUGCUAGGUUUUGAUACCUUUCCACCGUCUCCUCCUCAGUAAUAAAGAUAUUUUGGUCCGUUGGCACAGCAAUGUAGAUAAGUGUUCCCUCCUGUGUGCCUUUGUGCACCACAGUAAUAUCUGGUCGAGAUUACCUCGGCCGCUUGUUCGUAGGAAGAUAAUAAGUCAUAUCCCAAGUUAUCCUCACUUCUCCAUUCUCUGCAACUGGUGAAGGUAAUGGUAGCCAUACUUUCUGCAAAGCUCCCAGUGUAUAUAUUAAUCUCUCUGGCCAAGUUAAGCAUCCUUAAAUACGCCAUACUGUUUCAGUGAGGUCACCACAAAAUCUGUACAUUGGUGUGUCAGACGUUUUAUCUAUGCUGUGCUUGACAAAAAUUGCUCUUAAAGCUUGUUCUUAAGCGGUAAGGAUCAGUUCUGUUCCCUUUUUUAUAAAACCAUUCCUGAACCAUCUCCAGAACUGCCUUCCAGCUACCUGAUGUUUGCCGAGCAAACUCUCCAUGUAGGGCUUUUUCCUUCCGAUUCCUGACUUUCUCCUCCUUCUUCUGGUAGUCCUGAGGGUUCCUUUCUUCAAAGAGCACCUUCUCCUUCAAAGCCAUUUGCAGCAUCCUCUCUGUGCUCUCUCUCUCAGGUAGCAAUGCAAGAAAUUGCAUUCACUCUUUACAACUCCUAAAUACCAGUGAACCCCCUCCCUCUUCCUUCCUCGAUGGAUAGAGACAGUCUGGCGACAUUUUUUAUGGNGUACAUUGGUGUGUCAGACGUUUUAUCUAUGCUGUGCUUGACAAAAAUUGCUCUUAAAGCUUGUUCUUAAGCGGUAAGGAUCAGUUCUGUUCCCUUUUUUAUAAAACCAUUCCUGAACCAUCUCCAGAACUGCCUUCCAGCUACCUGAUGUUUGCCGAGCAAACUCUCCAUGUAGGGCUUUUUCCUUCCGAUUCCUGACUUUCUCCUCCUUCUUCUGGUAGUCCUGAGGGUUCCUUUCUUCAAAGAGCACCUUCUCCUUCAAAGCCAUUUGCAGCAUCCUCUCUGUGCUCUCUCUCUCAGGUAGCAAUGCAAGAAAUUGCAUUCACUCUUUACAACUCCUAAAUACCAGUGAACCCUCUCCCUCUUCCUUCCUCGAUGGAUAGAGACAGUCUGGCGACAUUUUUUAUGGUGUGUAAACAGCCAUUCAGUGCAAACAUAACUACUAUAAACAGCAAGGAUGACAAGGAAUAACUUGAAAGUGUUCUUUCUGAUGUCGACCUGCUUAAGCUUCGCGUCAUCUGAUGUCAACACUGUCUUCAAGUUCAUCAUGCUUUUGCUGAGAGAUCAUAAUCUUGUCUCUUGUCUUGUUUCUGCUCAGUUAAUUCUGUUAACUCAAUGUGGUGUUAAGAGUUUUCCAUGUACAAGUCUAGCAUCCUAUUUCUUUAGCCUCGCCUCUUUGGCUCACUUCUGAUGUAACACUUAAACAGUCGUUUGCUGUUCUCCUUUCACCAUCUCAAACUCUUUUGAAGUCGUUCAACAGUAACAGGAUGACCACCGGGCCUGCGUUCCUGAUCCACAGGGCACCUGCCAUGCGCGACACCUACGAUGAUCACCCCAGGUCUGUUGACGUUGUCAGGGUAAAAUUGGACAUUCUCUCAUUAAAUACGUUGUGUUUUAAGGUUUCCACUAACCAAUAGUUUAUCGUGCCACCAUCACCAGACGGAUUGCUAACCAAAGCUCAGAGAGAUCAAUAUACAAGAUAGCCUAUACCGUGCCAGACACCAACCUGGUGUUUUCUUGUAUAGAGGGACCAACGUCCAUUUACAAUAUCCUCGUGGUUUCGGAACCUCGACGAUGGUGGCAUAGGGGUCGUUGGCUUAUUAUUAUUAAACACAUACAAACUACAUUGUGUUUUGCCCAGCCGACACACACUGAAUGGAAAUACGCCUGCACGUUAUACAUGUAUCUUACUAUGUGAUUUACAUAAACUGAUAAAAUUUUUCCAUAAACUGUUAAACGUAAAUAACAGUGUCUUGACGUUUACGUUUUUAAAAUUUUAUCUUUACAGGACUGGUUCGCGUUAGUGGGGAAUGGUUCUCAUUUUAAUCUGACCAUGACAGGAGAAGUUACCUUUCCAAACCUUGGCACACCGACAUCAUAUGACAACUUUGGAUUCUGUCAAGUACCUUAAUUUUAAUUUAAUACUUACAGUUUGUCGGCUCCAUAUUAUGAUUUUGACAGUAGCUAUUUGUCAUUAAGUAAAAGCUGAACACCUGAUAAAAGAAAUCCUCACUCGACGUCAAUCCUUUCACCGCGUAUGCUAAAGUGAACAACAUAGUGUUAUGAAGCUAUUCUAACCUUGGAAUAUAUAAUCAAAAUACUGCAGUAUUAAACCUCUUUGACAGCCUUUUAAAAAUGAUAGACUAUGUUUUCUUAAUACAGCAUUUUACUAAAAAAAAGGAGGAGAUGUGAAAUUUUUCCUUCUGUUUACUUUUGACAGAGAAUGAGUUAAGUGUUUAAGUCAUGAUCCGAAAAUAGCUCAUACCAUUUUCUGACUUAAUCUCAUUUUGGGAGUCAGAUUUGCGUUGCCCUGGCAGUUUUAUCAAAUGAAGAUGUAGUAUGUAAUGAACUGUUAUACCCUUAUUCACUGUUUUCACAGAAUAUUCAUUACAACACCACCUUCUACGCGUCACCUGUUGUCCUGGUUUCAGUUCAUCACUAUUACAACCGCAACAUGAAAAACGUCAUUUUACCAGAAAAUAAUAUUGUCACGGCAUGGGUGGAGGUACGUUACUUUUCUACAGAUGUUCUUAAAAUAAUUCUCUGGUUUAAAGGUGAAGUAUCUCAUCGCAAAGAGUUUCAUUCUUUUCCAGGAAGUUGGCCUAAAAUCGAUGAGGAUUUGUGUCAGAGACUUGAGUGGAACAGGACGGAAACAUGACCCUCUUUCUGUUAGUUAUAUUGUAACCGGAGGUAAGUAAUGCACAGUAACAAAUUCUAUGACGAGCUUGAAUGGUCAUUUUACAAGAUUCAUGAAAGAAGAAAGGAAAUGUAGGCAUGGAUUUUAUCUGCAAAAUGUUGGACUAAACUUACUAUCCUAAAUCAAAAGUUUACACUUAAGCCGUUUUAUUAAUUAUUGUUUUAUUAAUUCUCCCAAUUGGGAUUUUCAGAAUUAAUUUACAAGAACUCGUCAGGCUAAGUAACGUUCGAAAUUGCUAAACAUUACAUAUAUGAACGAAAUCAACUACGAGAUAAAGAUAACCAACAGAAGUUGACGAAGGAAAAGGACAAGGCUUUGGCAGGAUUGCAACAUCACGAGUCAGAAGAUGUUGAAAAAAACUGAAAUUCUUCAAAAGCAAUUACAUAUGACACUGCUGUUAAUGUCUUUGGUAAACCCAAUCGCAAACACCAAGAUUGGUUCGAAGGCAGUAACAAGAAGCUGAAGACCUUGUUAGAGAAAAGAACUAAUGCAGGGUGAAAUAGCUGGAUCAAGCAGGGCAAAACCGACCGGUAGUCGACGGAAUCUACAGCUGUACACCAGAGAAAUGAAGUCUCAAUAGUGGGAAGCAGAGGCUGAAAAAUUGCAGCAGGCGGCAGAAAAAAACGAUAUGAAAGUCUUUUACAAUUGGCUGAAAGAAGUGUAUGGACCACUGUAGAGGGGUACAACACAGCUUACUGCCCUUGAUGGUGAGACAGUAAACCAUGAAAAACCUGAGAUUCUCGAUGGGUUUGCAAAUCACUUUGACCAGCUACUCAACAUAUCAAAAGAGGUUGAUCGCUCUGCCUUGGACACUAUUGCACAGUGGCCAAACAUCUCAUUCCUUGAUGAAAAAAAAUGCAAGAAACUGUUGGAUGCCAUCAAUGCAACAAAGGAGGUUGGCGCAACACCACUCUGCGAUAUGUUGGAUAUCCUCAGCAACUUGGCGUAGACGUGAAUCAAUGUCCUUUGUCGCAAACGAAAAAUAUAUCUUUGUGUUAUAAACGUACGAUUCGAUGUUACUUAACUUGAGGACUUCAGGUAGACCGUUCGAGUACAGCUAAAAAGCGUUGGGCGGAGAAUUGGGCCCUGAGGUACGCCAUGUAUUAUAGUAAGUGGUUAAAUCACGUAAGAUGGAGGUCUUUUUUUGUUUUUCAGACCUGAAUCCUUGUCUUAAUGUCAACUGUCCAUCUUUCGGGGUCUGCAAGACAUACAGUGCUCAUGAAGCACGCUGCGUGUGUUUUGACGACUGCCCCACCUAUCAGGACCCAGUAUGCACUGCCAACGGAACAACUUACGACAACAAAUGCUGGCACGAGUUGAGCUACUGCAGGGGACUGGACAAUAACCUUGUUUACCACCCUGGGAGCUGUGAAGGUUGGUNUUUUACAAUUGGCUGAAAGAAGUGUAUGGACCACUGUAGAGGGGUACAACACAGCUUACUGCCCUUGAUGGUGAGACAGUAAACCAUGAAAAACCUGAGAUUCUCGAUGGGUUUGCAAAUCACUUUGACCAGCUACUCAACAUAUCAAAAGAGGUUGAUCGCUCUGCCUUGGACACUAUUGCACAGUGGCCAAACAUCUCAUUCCUUGAUGAAAAAAAAUGCAAGAAACUGUUGGAUGCCAUCAAUGCAACAAAGGAGGUUGGCGCAACACCACUCUGCGAUAUGUUGGAUAUCCUCAGCAACUUGGCGUAGACGUGAAUCAAUGUCCUUUGUCGCAAACGAAAAAUAUAUCUUUGUGUUAUAAACGUACGAUUCGAUGUUACUUAACUUGAGGACUUCAGGUAGACCGUUCGAGUACAGCUAAAAAGCGUUGGGCGGAGAAUUGGGCCCUGAGGUACGCCAUGUAUUAUAGUAAGUGGUUAAAUCACGUAAGAUGGAGGUCUUUUUUUGUUUUUCAGACCUGAAUCCUUGUCUUAAUGUCAACUGUCCAUCUUUCGGGGUCUGCAAGACAUACAGUGCUCAUGAAGCACGCUGCGUGUGUUUUGACGACUGCCCCACCUAUCAGGACCCAGUAUGCACUGCCAACGGAACAACUUACGACAACAAAUGCUGGCACGAGUUGAGCUACUGCAGGGGACUGGACAAUAACCUUGUUUACCACCCUGGGAGCUGUGAAGGUUGGUAAGAGAGACCCCCUAACACAGUCCUCUAAGUAAGAAAAAUGAAUUGGUGCAUGAGACAAAACGCUAUUGUCCAGUUUUGGAGUAGGCGGCGACAAUUAAUUUUCAUAGCGAAUACUUAAAACUUAUAACUUCAAAGGGAUGAGUUUCGAUCUAAUUUGCGUUUGUGCUCUUUUCAAAAGGUUUCCCAGUUGUUUGUUAGUGGCAGCAAUGAAACUGAUCGAAUUGAUGUAUGAAACAAAACGCUGUCGCCCAGGCUUAGCUAAUUUUCACAGCGAGUUCUUCAUUCAAUUCAAUUCUUCAUUUUUUUAUUUAUUUACACUGUAUAGGACACUUACACACUAUUAUAUUCUAAAUAAAAAAAAUAAUAAUGAAUAAUCCAUGUUCUGGCUGAGAAGUGGUAAUGAACUUAUACGUGUAGUUUUCAAAGAAGCAAGAGCUUUCUAGUUGGUAGUCUCCUUCGCAGGCGCUCAAGCCGGAGUCAUGCAAGCUCCCCGUCCACACUUGGGGACGGGGAGCUUGAGUGACUUCGGCCGGAGCGGCUGCGGCGAGCCGCUAUCUAGUUGGGGAACUCCACGUUAAAAAAAAUGGCAACAAAGAAAACAAAAAUUAAACAGAGAUUUCUGAGCAAGUAAAGCAGCAGUAAUCAUGUUUGAUUGAUCAAGAGAUAGUGUUUCCAUUUUUUGUUAAACUUGAUAUAGGGUAAACAGUUGAGACUAAGUAACUGUAACUAUGAGAGGAUGGCUUUAAGUCUAAUUUACGUCAAAUACUCUUUUCGAAAGGUUUCCCUGUCGUUCGUGGCCGCGUGGACCUUCAUCGAAUCCCAAAGUGGACCGAUUCCACCUGCCAGACAGUGGAUCUCCCGCCCUAUCGCUUCUACCCGGAUAAGAAAGUUCAUGUCCAAAUUACUGUCAACCAUAUGAAAUUAAAUGACUCUGUUUCAGUCCACGAUGCUGUCACGUCAUGGACUGAAAGUGUCAACACUCAAAAUUUCACAGUUUGCGUCAUGCAGACAGGAAGGAACAGCGGAGAGAGCUUUAAUCCCUUCGCGACAGUUGAUUGGUUGGCAUACCAAGGAGCACCAUCCAAUGGAAUAACGGGAACUAUUAAGAUGCAAAACUGGUGGUCUGGAACAAAAUGUGAACAUGCAGCUUUUCCCAAGGUACAGGAAACGUCAAAAUGAGCCUGUGAUGACAGAGAAUGUUUAACGAUUGUGUUCCUUCGUUAAUAGGAUGAUGGCGUAGGUAGGUCUUUGUGUGUACAAUUUCCCUACUCUAAAUUUUUAAUCUGUACUUUCUUAAAUCUUUACAGAACAAGUUCAAGGAGACACCUAUAGUUCUCGUGAGCGCGGAACAUUUGAGGACUGGAAAGGAAUAUGAUGCAUCCCUUAUGUGGACAGAAGAUCCAAAUAAGGACUCAUUUAAAGUCUGUCUUCGUGAAAUGCAAAACUUUGAUGGAAAACAUGAAGACAUUACCGUGGUAUGUACUCGUAUUAAAUGUCUCAAAAACCAUAUUGUUUUUAAAAGUAAAGUAUAAUGUUGGUGCCCGGCGCUGGAUAAAAACCGCGGGCAAAACCGGAAGGUUUCAGUGCUCUUAUAAUGUGACCUGCAUAGAAUGGCAUUAAUGAAUAUAAGCAAAGAAGAGGAAAGUUUUGAUUUUGAUUUUGAUGCUCUUUAAUUAUUUUAUUUCAGAGUUGGCUGGUAUUUGAUGAGCUGAGCAAACCGUUCUUCACUGAAAGUGAUUCUGUCGGGUUUUUCAACACAAAGCCACCAAAAGACAAAGAUAACAACGCUUAUUGCCAGGCAAGUGAAAGGAGGAAAACACCGAUGAGAUACAAAAAAGAAAUAGAAAUACACUGCGUCUUAUGCUACACUAAUAAAAGAAAAGAAAGUCUGGACAAUUAAGUAAAAAAAAAAAUUGAAGACAGACCUGCGCGCAGUUGAAAUACUUUUUCUGUCGCAACUAUUUCUAACAGUACAGGACCAUUCCCAGGUUAUAAGCACAAUAGUGAAUGUCAGGAAUAGAAAAUAUAACAAGAACUGUCAAGAAUUCUAAUGAUUCGUUUUUAAUGGCAGUUUGUGAAGUUUGAAAGAUCCUACAACACAGCACCCUCAGUGAUACUUACAGCCAAUCAUAACAGCACGGCUCCUGGAAACUCCGUACCAGUGCGCAAUGGGAUUGCAACGUGGAUCGAGGUACAGUAUGUUGCCCAGUAUCCGGACGGUACCAGUAUCCGGACACUUGAAACAAAAACUCAAUUUUUGAGGCGCCCUUUUCAGUUCUCGUUAAACAAAGUAUUUCGAAUGAAAGCUGAACAUUUCAGCUUUAAGAUGAAAGUUUUGGCGAUUUGAAAGCUUGCGAAACAGUCGCAGAAGACGCCGUUCUGUUCAGGUGAAUAAACUUUUCAUGGCUAAUAUUUACGCUGUUUACUGCGCAGUAAAGUUAGUGCUGGUCAGAAAAGGGAGGGUAAUGUGUGUUAUUUUCAAAGAAACUGUUUUAUUUUUAAAGUGAAGAUACUUAAGGAAGUCAGGUUUUCAGAAAGUUUAUUAAUUCUCCUUGAAAUUCGAUUUGUUUGGAAUAACGGAAGCCAGAAACAUUCACUAAGUUUUGAUGUCAUGUGCCCAGUAUCCGGACAGUUUUUUCUUUGCUGUACACAAUCGAUGAAUUAGCUGUGUACAUUCUCCGGAUAAGAUUUAUUUCAUAUCAGUGACUAUAAUUAAAGCUUAGGAUAUAUGAUAUAGUCGUAAAAUGUAACUCUACUCAACUCCGUAUGGAAAUUUUCUUCACUCAUUCAGAGGCGACUUGAUUUCGUGUGCGCCGCUUCUUUCGCGUGACUGCAUUUUCUAUAUAUAACUGAAAGCGUCCGAGUUGAACCUGGAAUUCUCAUACUUUUCCCAGUUGGGACUGCUAGAAUGGGGUUGCAAUGGUCUAAAAAAUGUCACAAAGGGAUUGAGAGAUGUGAAAGAAGGAGGAAUUAGUGCUAGAAAAGUAGGCUUAUUGUGGGGACUGAGCAUGAAGAAAUCAACACUGCAGGUCAGACUAAAUAGGAGAGUGACCUUUGACCGUCGGGUUGAGGUCCCUUCCCCAAGCUUGUCUUUAAAUAAAAAAUGAAGAAAGAAAGUCGUUUGCAGAUUGGCUAAUUGAGCUUGCAAACUGCGGCUUCGGGAUGUUCACGGAUGCCUUCCUUAAAUCAGUGAAAAAGUUCCUAGACAAAGAAGUGAGAAAUUAUACCAUUUUUAAAACAGCGGCUCGCGUUCCCCACCAUACCCCAGUCAUUUGUUAUGUUUUAUUUCACGAUGCUAGGUUAUUUUUUCGGAAUCGAUUGCCAGACUACUUUGCAAGUGCAAGAGAAGCUUAUAAGUCGCUUGCCUGUCGAAAUUUAUGUACAAUUACGUUGUUAUUGUUGUGUCCGGAUACUGGGCCAGCUGUCCGGAUACUGGGCAACAUAGGAGCUCUGCAAAAAUAUUAAUUUAGCGAUGGAAACAAAGGCAAAAAAGUUAAACUGUCUUUCGUCAUAUUAAGGACUAGAUAGAUUUUUUCUGGGCCAAAUUUCAGAGCUCUUGCGAUUAACAAAGGAAAGUUAUUGCAAUUUUAAACUGAAGUGUCCGGAUACUGGGCAACAUACUGUACUAAAAGACAAAAUAGGAUCUUGGGAUGUGUCUCGAUCAUCUCUUAGGAAAAUAUCAACCCCCGUCAUAGUUUUUAAGGUAACUAGACUCGCCGAUAGGCGACUUCACUGGGCUGCCCGGCAUAAAACCUGUGUUGCAUGAAACAGAGACGUUUUCUAGAACAGGCAGUCAACAGCUUAUAAUAUAAGGAAUGAACCAAUUAAAGCAAUCCCGAUCGAUCCACCGGCCUCAUUCAUCCGACUACACCUACUAUAAAUAGAUGAUAAUCUUACUUUAAUAUUAUGGUCGACACGAAAACGCAUUUUGCCACAAGAUAAAAAUGUUAUGUUUCAAGAUUUUUUUUCCUUUCGUUUCUUGUUAUUAAUUUGUCUACAACUGAAAGGAAUUAGCUGUUUGCAUUUUCCCACCUCACAAAAUUUAAAGAUUUGACUACUCAGUCGACGUCGAUUUCAUCGGAAAGAACUUUAAAAAAUAUGUAAAGAGAUCAACCGAAGAUUUUCACAAUUUUUUUAUAAUGUAAUAUGAGUUGAAGAUCCGCUAUUUUUGUCAGUCGUAACUAACGUAUUUUCAUGGAAGGCAAUUAUUCUAUUGUUUACUCCUCCGAACUUUAGGCGAAACGCUUUUCACAGCUAAAUCCGUGGUUUGCUAAAGACUGAACUAAACGCACCUUGAAUUUCAGUAGCUCGUGACUUCGUACUCUAAUCAAUCGUGCUUGUUGAAGGGGAGCAGGAAAACAUGGAACUUGCGGAAGAGUAGCAUAACAAGGUCACGCAUAAAUUUUAUUCAGAUAAAACUGACAAGGUACAGAUAAAAACAAAAGCAAAAACUCUGGACCAUACUGAGAGCAACUGAAAGCUAUAGGAAGCAAAGUCACCAAACCCUGCACUAGUGAGUGACUUGCCUUGCUCUUAAACGCUUUUCUAAUUCUCUUCACUGCUCAUUUGCCCUCUCGUCAAACUGAAAACGCAAGCUUCGCAGGCUAUUGAACUUGUUGGCAAAAUUCUCGAAGUGUAAAUUCCGUCGUCCGAGUCUUCUUUACCCUUAUGCAAACUUUAGGCGUGUGUUGUGUUAAACAGAAGGAAAUAUAGCAAUGAAAAGGCAAAUUGCGAUACUGCGCUGAAAUGGGAAAAAAUACUUUGUAUGAAACACGGAACGCCUUCUGGGGUAAACUUGGUGAACAAUUAACAGUGCCCGUAUUGAAAAGUCCCCGGAUAUUGGGUAGACGACCGAAGGGAACCGAAGUUAUAACUGGGCGUGCCCUGCAGCUCAGUAAAAAGCAAAACUCUGCUGAAAUGGUGUCUGCCAUAACAAGCAUACGCGCUCGUUAUUUACCUUAGAUAAUGCUAAGCAGCAUAACUCUUAUAUCAGCGACACCACUCGUCGAAUCGAAUCACAGGCAGGAAGUUUACGAAACGGGAAAUCUAAGAUUGUGCAGUGACCUCUCUCCUAAGCAGGGUCUCCCGUUGGGAUUCUAAUAAAAAUCUUCAAAAAGUAGGCGUGCGUCGGACGAUAAAAAGAGGGAAAAGGCGGCUUCCCAUCGUCUCCAGUGCCCUUUCUUUUCUUCCUUGCCCCAACCUCCUUACGACAUAAAAGGAGCCUAUGUGGAGGAGGAGGUGCACGGGACCACUUGCUUUUUCCUCGAGUUGACGCAAUGAUAACAUUGUUGUUUUAUUAAAGUUGUGUCUAUCUUUAUAAAGAGUGUACUUGUUUUUAAGUUACCAGUGGGAAGGUUGUUAGACAGCUGUCGCGUUUAAAGAGGAGUCUUUUGCAACAGUCAAAUGUGCUUCUACUUGCUACGUAUGCGUAAAGCAACCCUAAAGUAAGCAAUAUUUCAAUAAGUUUUGAUGAUCGCAGUUCGCUAGCUAUAAUCCUUAUUUGCAGAACAUAAACGCAACAGGGUUCAGGGUGUGUCUGAAGGAAUUGUACGAAACCAGAUACGAUCCCGUGUCAGUGAAUUAUGCAGUGCUAGCAGGUCAGUUAACAAGAAAAGUACGUUAUAGUAUGACUUAGUCGAUACAGUUCACUCAGGGCAACCUAUCAUGUUUUGAUUAGUGGCAGUCAUACUUCACUUCACGUGUACAGAUUUCACGUGAAAUCAUCGCUUAGCUUUUUUUUUGCAUACAAGAUAGCAUUUUCCCAUAAUGGAAUUUUCUUACUUCGCAGACAUUUGCCACGUAUGACUCCUCGUCUUUGCUGUCAGUGCAUUGACGUCUUCAAUAAGUAACAUACAUAAACUUUGGGCAUUAGCCAAUAGCCAUAAGCUAAAGGCCAGAUCUUAAAAUUUACGUUUCCACAGAUUUCUGUGAUCCUGGAUGGAGCUAUUUCAAUGGAUUCUGUUAUUUGACGAGUACCAAAUGUGUCAACUGGACAACAGCUCUCAUCAAAUGUCGUCAGGAAAACUCGGUUCUCGUUGAUGUGGCCAACGAUGAGGAAAAUGUAUAUAUUCAACAUAGCCACGGAGGACAAAAUUCCUGGCUUGGCUUGAAUGACAUCUCCAUGGAGGGUAACUUCUCUUGGGCAGAUCGCGGUGAGGCAAACUUUACAGCUUGGGCAAAGAAUCAGCCCAAUAACUUUAAUGAAGAAGACUGCGUACAUGCAGUGGGUUUGAAAUACGGCUAUGAAUGGAAUGAUGUGAAAUGUAGUGAUUGUCAUCAGUACACUUGCAAGAAAGGUAGGAUGCUAAAAUCGUUUCUAUUCAUUUUGGCUUUUGAGGUGUUUUUCAGUAACAGUCACAGAUUUAUCUAUUUUAAGCAAGGCGAUAGCAUGUGAUCCCACUUUCAGGCGUGAAAGCGGACAAAGGCCACCUUCAUAGGCUUUUCACAGAGUAAAUGAUGUUUUCAAAAUUCAGCUAUGGAUAAAGAAAACGUUUUAUGCGUGGUUAACAUGUAGCACUAAGGCAACAAAACAUUUACCAAAAAGUAGUCCUGGCUUUUAUAUCAGUGUGGUAUUGAAUAUUUAUAUGUAUAUUUGAAAAUUAGAUUUCAGUGAAUGUGAAAGUAAGACGUACAACUGUCAUCCACUUGCUACAUGUGUCAAUGAACGCGGGUCCUAUUCAUGCAAGUGCAAGACUGGGUACGUAGGAAAUGGACAUAGCUGUCGCCAUCCAACCCCACUGAGAUCUUGCUCUGAAAUCCGGAGAUCUGUUAGCAGCAGCGGAAACUAUGUGAUUGAUCCCGAUGGCUUGGGAGGACUGGCACCAUUUACUGUGUAUUGUGACAUGACUGACAAGAAUGGUGUUGGCGUGACAGUCAUUAGUCACGACAGUGAGAGCAGAACAAAGGUAACAGACAAUAAGUACACAAGUGACAUUCAUUACACAAGAGCGAGUCUGUCUCAGCUGGCCAGUCUCACCAGUGUCUCCUCACACUGUGAACAAUUCAUCAAGUACGAGUGUUAUCAUUCUGUAAUGUUCAGGUGGGGAGUGGCCUGGUGGGUAUCACGUGAUUCUGCUAAGAUGACGUACUGGGGUGGAGCAUCUCCAGGUAGUGGUAAGUGCGCAUGUGGGAUGAAAAACGCCUGUGCAAACUCCAAGUAUGGUUGUAACUGUGACAAAAAUGAUUCAGUGUGGCGCGAGGACAGCGGUCUCCUGACUGACAAGACGAAGCUUCCUGUAAAGCAGCUCAAGUUUGGAGAUGUUGGCGGAAGCGCCGAGAUGGGCUACCACACUCUGGGGAAAUUUAAGUGCUAUGGCACACCAUAAGAGGCAUACUUUUUGAAAUUAAGGCACACCUAUCACAGAAUUAAUCAGUCAGAGUUAUGCAUGUAAAUGCAAUAUUUAGGAUUCUGAAGCAGAAUAUAAGGAUCAUAAAUAUGCAGAACUGAUUUAACAGAUCGCGAUUGCCUCAUGUCAGGUAAUUGGGAUUCCUGAACCCGACUGAGAAAUCUUUGUAUGUGGAAUCCCUCAUCCGAGAUAUUAUUUUACUGUGGAAACUAGAAUCCUGGGCUUUAAAAUUCGGAAUCCAACUUAAGAAAUCCGAAAUUCUGCUAAUAUUUGGAAUCCGAAAUCCACAGCGGGGAAUCUAAAAUCCUAGUUUUGGAUUACCUUACGUGAGGUGAAAUUGAGCUUUCUAAACUAAUGAUUAAAUGAUAGCAUUAAAAAGGGUAUUUGCGUCUCAGACUCUGUUUCUUUUUUAAACAAGG
This is a messenger RNA of Porites evermanni, 15525 nucleotides long. Lineage: Eukaryota; Metazoa; Cnidaria; Anthozoa; Scleractinia; Poritidae. The record is from the annotation of a GenBank genome assembly.